This is a messenger RNA of Meloidogyne enterolobii, 796 nucleotides long. Lineage: Eukaryota; Metazoa; Nematoda; Chromadorea; Rhabditida; Meloidogynidae. The record is from the annotation of a GenBank genome assembly.
AUGUCUGACAUAACAACUGGGGACUUUAAAUUCUUUUUUAUGACACCAAAUUCGUCAGAAAAAAUUGUCAAAUAUUUUCAAGAUGAUAUUAAAAAAGUUUUGAAAAUUUUGAAUAAAUUGUUGGAAUAUUCAAAAUUGGAUAAUAAUAAAAUUAAUUUUGAACAAAUUAAAUUGUUAGCGAAGGAAGAAGAAGAUUUUUCUGCAGGAAAAAUAACUACUCUUUUUCGAUUAGCAAUAAUUGAUAAUAUAUCUGGACCACCUAUUCAUGAACUUGUUAAAUUUUUUGGAACAAAGGAAAUUUCAAUAAGAUUAGAAAAAAUGGUUUUUAAAUUGGAGGGAUAUUUAAAUAAUUGUGAUGAUGUGAAGAAGAAAAAAUGUGAAGCAGCCUGAAAAUAUUAUUUUUUUACUUUUUUUUUGUUAAAAAUUUGAUAACCUUUAAAGUUUGGAAUUUUUUAGGGUUUUUUGUUAAAUUAUUUUUGUUGUUCCUCUGGUUUUCCUCUUCUUGUUUGUGUGGAUUUUCUAAAUUAAUUCUUUUGUAAUUUGGUGUUUAGAAAUAUUUUAAAAUAAUUAUGUCAAAGUGUUAACUAAGGGAAAAUAUUUCUUUUGAUCGUUUAAACAUUUGGUUAUUUUUUCCAUUUUUUCUAUUUUUUAGAGCUGUUAAUUAGUUUUUUAAAUUUCAGUUUUUGUAAAAAAUGUGGCCACCGCCUAGGCAUAAUAUGCCAAUUCCUCCACCACCUAUUCAACCUUAUGGAAUGCCACUUCAUGGACAUCCACCUGAUCCUUAUAUGGAUAGAAG